AUGGGUUCACUGCUACAGAUCGAGGACCUACGGGUGGAGUUCCGGGUGCCCAACGGGGUGGUGCACGCGGUGAACGGGGUGACGUUCGCGCAGGAUGAAGAGGAAGUGUUUUGCAUCGUAGGCGAAAGCGGGGCGGGAAAGAGCGCGUUGGGGCUGGCGGUGAUGGGCCUGCUCCCGGACAACGGCGCGGUGACCGGGGGGAAGAUAAUAUUUGAUGGCGUGGACCUCCUGACCGCGCCCGAUGAGUACGUGCGGGAACUCCGGGGCAAGGCGAUGUCGCUGGUGUUCCAGGACGCACAAUCCGCGCUCAACCCGGUGCAGACAAUCGGGAGCCAACUGACGGAAGUGAUCAUCACGCACUCGCAGUUGAACCGCAGGGCGGCAGGAUCAGUGUGCCAGGAGAUGCUGCGGGAGUUGGGGGUGCCGGACCCAAGGCGGAUGAUGUCCGCCUACCCGUUCACACUGAGCGGCGGGCAGUGCCAGAGGGUGAUGCUGGCGAUGGCGAUGGUCAUGCGACCCCGGCUGCUGAUUGCGGACGAGGUCACGUCGAGCGUGGACGUGACGCUGCAAGCGGAGAUACUGGAACGGUUGAAGGAGCUGAGCCGGGACUCGAAGUCGGCGAUCCUGCUGAUCACGCACGACAUGGGAGUGGUGGCCAACAUGGCGCGGCGGGUGGGGGUGAUGUACGCGGGGCACCUGGUGGAGACGGCGCAACUGCUGCCGAUCUUCAAGCAGCCACGGCAUCCGUACACCUGGUCGCUGUUGCAGAGCCUGCCGCGGCUGGAUGCCGCGGGACGGAGGCUGCAGGCACUACGGGGCGCGCCACCGGACCUGAUCGAUCUUUCCAGCGAAUGUCCCUUCCUGCCGCGGUGCCCGAAGGCGCUGUCGCGGUGCCGGGCGGAGAGCACGCCCGGUUUGUUCGAGUUGGAAAGUGAGCACUGGGCGGCGUGUUUCAACCCGAUGACCUACCCGGAUGGGGAGUGA
This is a messenger RNA of Geodia barretti, 984 nucleotides long. The record is from the annotation of a GenBank genome assembly. Lineage: Eukaryota; Metazoa; Porifera; Demospongiae; Tetractinellida; Geodiidae.